AAAGCAAAAGAAGGAAAAAAAAAGGCUCCAAAAACUUUUCAGUUGACUCAGUCGGAUUUGGAGGAGGGAAGACCACGACGAAGAGAUGAAGUGUUUCCACUUCACCAAUGGCGGCGACAAAAGAGGAGGAGAAGAAGGAGAAAACAGCGUCGUUUCGCGAGCUUCGAGACUCUCGUGGGCUCGCUCGUUGAGCGUGGCGUCUUCGAGCGCUUCCGACCCGACUCGCCGGUCCGAGUUUGACUCGGAUUGGAGCUUCUCACCGGAGCGUUUCGGUUUCCGCAAGCCGCUGAGUCAACGCUGGACCGGUGGAGUCGCCGAAGAGAACGAUCUGAAGGUGUUCACUUACGGUGAGCUGAAACUGGCCACGAAAGGUUUCAGCAGAGCUCUUCUUAUCGGGGAAGGAGGGUUCGGUUGCGUUUAUAGAGGCGUCGUCGAUGGGUUCGACUCGAAGAUCAAUGUCGCCGUGAAACAGCUUAAUCGUCAAGGUUUACAGGGGCAUAAAGAAUGGAUCAACGAGGUGAGUUUCUUAGGAGUAGUGAACCAUCCAAACCUUGUGAAGCUAGUUGGGUACUGCGCUGAUGACGAUGAAAGAGGGAUGCAACGGCUAUUAGUUUACGAGCUUAUGUGCAAUAAAAGCUUGGAGGAUCAUCUUGUAGGCAGAGUAAUGUCUGUCUCUCUUCCAUGGAUCACUAGGUUGAAGAUUGCUCAAGACGCUGCUCAAGGCUUAGCUUAUCUUCAUGAACAAAUGGAUUUUCAGUUGAUUUUUCGAGACUUCAAGUCUUCAAACAUCUUGCUUGAUGAGAGAUUCAGUGCUAAGCUCUCUGAUUUUGGAUUAGCUAGGCAAGGACCACCUGAAGGACUUGGUCAUGUCUCAACUUCAGUUGUAGGUACGGUUGGUUACGCGGCUCCUGAGUAUGUACAAACGGGUAAACUGACAGCAAAGAGUGAUGUAUGGAGCUUUGGGGUGGUGUUGUAUGAGCUGAUCACUGGAAGACGAGCAGUUGACAGAAACAGACCUCGAGGAGAGCAGAAGCUUCUAGAAUGGGUGAAGCCUUAUGUAUCAGACUCCAAGAAGUUCCAUGUGAUUGUUGAUCCACGGCUCCAAGGACAGUACUACUGUAUAAAGUCUGUUCAAAGAGUGGCUGCUUUAGCAAACAAAUGUCUAAUGAAGCAACCGAAAUCUCGACCGAGGAUGAGCCAAGUCGUUUCGCUUCUUGGAAGCAUUAUCGAUGAAGAGACUGAAAACGCUCCUGCGCCACUUGGGGAUGAAACAGAAGAGAUCACCGAAGCUGAGGUAAGUGGAGAGAGCGAGCCCGAGAUGACUAAGCAAGGGAGUCAUUAUCUGAAGAAGGUUCUUGAUCUGAGGGAUAAGAUGAGUUUAAACAAGUCGCUUUCCAAGCUAGACUGGCGAAACUGGACACCGGGGCUGGUUAGAACAUGGUAAAGAUAGUUUUGUUUCACUGUAGAUAAUGUUCUUAGCCAGAGAACUCAAAGUAGGCAAUGGAAGUCUCUAAGUUGUUACUAAUCGAAUGACUUUGUUGUGUGUUUGCUUGUCUGUAUAUAUGUUUGGAAAGCAUCUA
This is a messenger RNA of Raphanus sativus (radish), 1580 nucleotides long. RefSeq names its product serine/threonine-protein kinase PCRK1. Gene Ontology annotation, biological process: protein phosphorylation. Gene Ontology annotation, molecular function: protein kinase activity; ATP binding. Bases 86 to 1444 code for a protein of 452 amino acids. NCBI's taxonomy places the organism in Eukaryota, Viridiplantae, Streptophyta, Magnoliopsida, Brassicales, Brassicaceae. The record is from RefSeq and is a predicted model, not a curated record. The transcript is spliced from 4 exons.